AUGGCUCGACUCGUCAAGAAAUCUCCAUCGCUUUGUACGGAUCUACCACUGGACAACACUGAUAUUUGUAACAGGCUGCAUUUGCUAAGACAGCUUUUGAGAUCUUGCAUUGGUCCGAGUGGUAGACUAAAACAAGUUCACAACAACAUUGGAGGACACGUUAUAACUACCUCUACCUCUUCAGUUCUCCUUCCAGCCAUUUCUUCCUCACAGCCUUUUAUAAAUCUGAUCAAAACCUCCAUUCUCAACCACGUCUCUCGUUUCAGUGACUGUGGUUUGUUUGCUGCAGUUCUUUGUUUGUCUCUUAUUGAGCAAGCAAAGCAAUCUGGUCUUCGAGGAAACGUGGCUACCACCGUGAACCAGCACUUGUUGGGUCUCUGCACUAGUUACCUACAACGGGAAGACUGUGGUUGUAAAGUGAAGCUCGACUUCUGCAGCAGCCAAAGCUUGAUCACAUUGGCUCGCAGUGUUAUCUCUAGCAAACCAGCAUGUGUGCUAACAGAGCAAGAGGCACUUCACAUCAGCAAGUUGGCUGUACAAGCUUUUUUGCUGACUGUUCCCUGUAACAGCCCGGGUGUAGUCAGUCUUGGCAAAAUAGUGACCGUCUCUGUUGAAGGCCAUUCUGUGCUAAACUCUGCAGUGUUUCCAGGUUUACUGGUAGACAUGCCUGAUGUCUUUUGCCUCGACAAGGUAGAGAACCUGCAUUCAAAUCCAACAUCCAUGGUGUUGUUCAGUGCAUCACUUGCUGGAGACCUUUCUGACCUGGGAGGGAUAAUUGAGGUGCAUCCGGGUGUAGACACAGACUCGCAGAUACUGGAUCAGCUCCUAAAGCUCGGCAAACAGGUGGUUAAAGAUGAGGUGAAGCUCUUUGUAUGCCAGAAGGUCAUACACCCAGUCCUACAGCAACACCUGAGGAGUCAUGGCAUCAUAGUGAUAGAGAGACUGGGAAUCACUCUCAUGGAGCCACUUGCACAGCUGACAGGUGCUCAGCCUGUGGCCACAUUGCACACCACAAUCCCAGCCAAGGCCUACGGGAGGGUGGGGGAUCUCAGUAUUAAGCAGUUUGGAUCCAAGACAAUGCUGCAUUUACAACCUCCUGGGGAUUCGGCAAUCUGUACCAUGAUCCUCUGCCACAGGAACGAGACAAUGUUAAGUGAGCUAAAGGUGGUUUGCCACAAGACUGAACAUGUGUUGAGGCUCACCCUGAGGGAACCAUCUGCCUUACUUGGAGGUGGGUGUACUGAGACCCACUUAGCUGCCUACGUAAGACACAAGAGCACGGACAACGUCACAGAGACAGUAUCUGCACUAGGGUGCUCACAGACAGAGUACCUUCGUGGCGUGGAGGGAUUUUGCCGAUCUCUGGAGUCUGUGGCCGCAGCGCUGGAGCACGACGGGGGGAAUUCUCUAAUGGAUCUGACUCAUGCUCACCACUGGAGUACCCCUGCAAAUGUCAUGGAAGAACGCAUGGAGGGUAGCUCAGGCUUUUGUGGCUGUGGACUGGUGGAAAGUAGCACUAAUCAGAAGUGGACGUACUUAAACACUAAAUACCCACAGUUCUCCCCUGCACCUCUUAUUAGAGUCCCUGCUGUGCAGCCACGUGUGCUUGACUCCUUCACAGCUAAACUCAAUGCAUUGCAAGUUGCUGUAGAAACUGCUAAUCUCGCACUGGAUGUGCGAUAUCUUAUUCAAGAUACGAACUAGCAAAAUAAGUAUUUUAUCCAGUGUGGAACUCUGGUUUAAAAUGAUGAAAAUGAGAAGUAUGCUGUUUUUUAUUUUUCAGUUUAGACACUAGAUGUUAGCAUUGCCUUGAUUGAGUCCUGGUGUCAGUCAGUCAGAAUGUCCUGUGAUUUACCUCAGUUUACCUAAGUUGUGGACUUAUACAUUUAAAAAAAAAAAAACUAGUAUAAAAAAUAUAUUAAAAAUACGUAUUGCUAUACUGUUUGCUACAAUAAUCUGUAUUUACCAGCCUUGCUCUCAGUUCACAUGUGCCCUCUACAUUUGGUGUUCGGCAGGUAACAACCUUUUCUCCGUACACAUUAACGUUUCAUAUUCACCAGCCAUCAACCACCACUUUCACACAUUAACACUUGAACCUUAAGAGUGUAUCCUUUUAUGCUGGUAGGGAACGGUUUACUCCUCGACGCAGCGGGCCAGGUUCGACUCCGACCUGCGGCCCUUUGCUGCAUGUCAUUCCUCCUCUCUCCCCCCUUUCAUAUCUUUAGCUGUCCUGCCAAAAAUGCCAAAAAAAAUUGUCUUAAAAAAGAAAAUGUGUAUACUUUUAUUGAAUGAAUAUAACUCAGCUCCUAUCCAAUUUAUCAAACCUUUACUUUACGUACCAGCAUGUUACGGCUGUUAGUCAGCAGCAGGAGGUGCAAGGUUGCCACAGAUAUUUUUUCAACCAACAUACUGUACAUUAGCACAAAAACAAUCUAGCUAUUGGCUUGCGGUAAUUUUCCACCCUUUUACCCUUUUUUUCUCACAUUCCAGUGUUUCAUAAAAACUGUUACUAGUCUCAACCUGCUACUCUGUAACAUAAACUCGCUACCGGCAAACACAGAGACUAACCUCAGGCCAUUUCAUGUUCCACUUUAAUGCCUUCCUGUUUGCAAAGUGAUGUGUUGGCAGACCGACCAUGGCGGGGGAAAUCUCUGAGCCAAGUCACAAUCAGCGUAAUGAGAUGUA
Etheostoma spectabile (orangethroat darter) is the source of this 2685-nucleotide messenger RNA. It is a transcript of the gene mkks, whose product is annotated as MKKS centrosomal shuttling protein. Gene Ontology annotation, biological process: intracellular transport; developmental process; chaperone-mediated protein complex assembly. The record is from RefSeq and is a predicted model, not a curated record. Gene Ontology annotation, molecular function: ATP binding. Gene Ontology annotation, cellular component: kinociliary basal body; nucleus; cytoplasm. Lineage: Eukaryota; Metazoa; Chordata; Actinopteri; Perciformes; Percidae. Bases 1 to 1704 code for a protein of 567 amino acids. The transcript is spliced from 4 exons.